Molecule: messenger RNA, 5085 nt
Organism: Ostrea edulis (European flat oyster)
Lineage: Eukaryota; Metazoa; Mollusca; Bivalvia; Ostreida; Ostreidae
Exons: 3
Coding region: 3274-4920 (548 amino acids)
Biological process (GO): protein polyubiquitination; proteasome-mediated ubiquitin-dependent protein catabolic process
Molecular function (GO): ubiquitin protein ligase activity; zinc ion binding
Source: RefSeq, a predicted model, not a curated record
AUUGAUUUUACGCACGAGGAACUAAGAUUAUGUGUUAUUUCUAAGGUAGGGAAUGGACAAAUAAUAGAAUAAUUGAAAAAUCAAAAUAGAAUUUAAAAAAAUCUUUGGUAUAAUAUUUUCUCAGUUACAUUUGCCAUUUAAAUGCAGAAAUUGUUAUACAUGUACAUUUUGUUGUAGUAAUUAUUGCAUAUAUAUGAAGAAAACGUGUAGUUGACAUAAAUUGUUCACUUUAAAAAAAUACUGGCAAGAAUACUGACCAAAACCACGGAAGCCGAUAGGUGCCAGGGUAUAGAAUUAAUAUUUAUUUAACUGGCGGCCGCCACUUAAUUUAUGUGGCGGUCGCCACUCAACUUGAAUAAUUUAUAUGGUUGUUACCAGUUAUUCAAUUCCUCUCUCUUUCUCUAUCUCUCUCUCAAAAUAAAAAGGGUGCAAUCCCUCCCCAAUGCUUAGUAAUAUGUAUGUGAUAUAUAUAUACAAUUAAGAGCAUUAAAUUAUUGUUUUUCGAUUGUACUGUUAAGUACGUAGAACCACGGGGCUGACCCUCCAUUUUUUGACAACGUUCAAUUUCUAUUAUUUUCACAUGCAAACUAAAUUAUUUUCACAUGUGAAAUAAGAUUAAUUGGCGGAUUGGCCCUCACCCCACUCUUUUUGGUGGUAGUAAUGAAUGGUAAAAAUGUAAUAAUGAAUGAACUGAUCAAUUGAAGGAUGAACGGAGCCCCCUCCCUCCAAUUUAGGAGUACGAAGUUUGGACAAAAGAGACAUUUUAGGUUCCUUUUCUGCUUGUCAACAAUUGUAGAAGACAAUUUCUCCUCCGACUGUCCCUAUACACUUUGAAACGAUGCUGCGUGUUUGCGUACUAUUCUAAAUCUUUCCAAAAAUCACUCAGCGAUACGAAUUACAUUGUUUUUGCAAUUGGCAGCCGCCAUAUAUAUAAAUUAAUUGGCGGCCGCCAGAUAAAAUAACUGGCGGCCGCCAGUUAAUUUAUAUGGCGGUCGCCAGAUAAUAAGUGGCGGCCGCCAGUUAAAUUAAGUGGCGGCCGCCACAUAAAUUAAAGGGCGACUGCCAGUUAAAUAAAUAUUAAUUCUAUACCCUGGCACCUAUCGGCUUCCGUACAAAACACCUCUCAUCCUGAGGAUGGUAUUUUUUAAAAUAGUUAUUUCCUCUUUAAUGUAAAACAUAUUUAUACGUCAUUAUUGAUACGAUAACCAUGCUAAUUAUAUGUAGUAUGUUUUGGUAGACGUGUGUAGUUUUUAGUAUUGAUUCAAAUGGAGUAGGUAUUCACAAUUGCAAGUGUAUAUUGUAUUAUUUUUUUUUAAAAAUACAUGAGGGUGUGCACUGUGACACUACACGCCAGCAUACUUCAUAAAUCGCGUUAACGCUUCGUGUAAACCACAGUAUGCAGGCGUGAAGCGUUGCUGUUCAUACCCUCACGUACUUUCAAAAAAUGAAAAUAAAAAAUAUUUACAUUCUACUAUCAUUUCUGUUGGAAUUCCCAGCCUUUAAAAUAGACAUACUAUAAUCAUCAAGAUUCAUGCGCGCGUUGUUCACAACUACAUGCACAUGUACAUCGCAUCCAUGAGGAAAUGGCUAUCAUUGCAAUUGGAUGUAAUGUAGACUAUCGGAAUCUUAACUUUCUGCAGUGUCAAUUAGAAUUUGUAAAUCAACGUAAACAUUUAGGCAUUAUUUUCUCUCAAGAUCGAAGUUCGUCACAUUGUAUCAGCUCAUUACUUGUCGAUGCCAACAAAAGCUGGGGAUUAUAAAAAAAAAAAUUCUAACUUAAUCGUAAAAUAUUAUCGCUGAUGUACAUUUCUUUUAUAAGGCAACAAUUAGAAUACGCCUCGGAAGUAUGGGGAGGAUGUAUAAAUCAAAACGAAUCUGAAAAUUUAGAAGCAUUUCAACUAAGGGCAGCAAGAAUAGUUCCAGGAUUAGCUUUAUUAGAAUCUCUUUAUUUGGAAACAGGUUGGGAACCGCUUCACAUUAGGAGAAAAACAACACGAUUAAAAACAAUGUGAAAGUGGACCAGAAUUUGACUCCAAAUUGUUCUAAAGACAUUUUCCCUGGUAAAACUACAAGUUUACUCCAAUGCAAGAAACACAUUGAAUUACAAUAUGCUCUAACUAGUAACACUGAAAACGAAUACAGUAAUUGUUUACUAUCAUACAAAAUUUUACCAGAGUGGUCGUUUUGAGUAAUUAGUAUAAUUAUGUUGGAUAUGUUAUUUGUUUUUCUUGAAGCGAUCAACAGGCACCAGAUUAGAUUGUGUGUACAUUUACUAUGACUGUUUUACCAUACAUACCAAAAGAGAUCGUUAUGUAUAUGAGAAAGAGCGUUCUAAGUUUAAGAACUUGUGCUCAAUUCAGUUACAAUAAAAUAUGUUUAAACCAUAACAAUGGAAAAAACAUCAAUGACAACAACAUUAGAAAUGUAAAUAUUCGGUAGUGAACCCGAUUGUUUUGCCCUAUAUGUGAGAGUCGGAGUGAUACAAAAUGGCUAGCAUGUAAACCGGGGGUAUAAUUGACGUCAUGACGUCAGUGAAAAAUUCAAGGACAGUGUGGUGAACUGGAUAUUGUAAGUAAAAGUAGAUUAAAAACAAGUAUCUACUGUGAAAGGCCAAUUUCCAUAUGACGGAAAUGUAGAAAAAUAUCCCAACAAGUUUGAUUAAUUGAUUGUAUAUUGUUUAACUUUUCUCUUGAUAAUGUUUCACUUAUAUGGAGACGUCACCAUUGUCGCUGACGGGCUGCAAAAUUUAGGCCUAGGCCCAGCGCUAACUAUGGCCUUUGAGGAAGGAGGGGUCUUUAUCGUGUCAUACCUGCUGUGACACGGGACGUCGAUAUUUUUCGGUCUCAACUGUCCCCUCAACUGUCUCUACGGGCCCCAUUUAGUCGUUCAACAAGUUUGACAUUUGGUCGAAUAUCAGCGAAGUGACAGUCAAAGAAUGCAGAACUCAGUCUGGUUUCAAGAGAAACGUUGACAUAUAAUUACAAGAACUUAAGAGUGAAACAUGAACAGGAAUCUGAAGAGUUUUUAGCAUUUCUUGACAGAACAAACAUUAAUUAAGAGAGAAUUUCAGAGUUAGGUUGUUUUUUAUAUAUCCCCGUCGGGAAAUUAAUAUUUCACUUAUAAUGAGACAUCACCAGCUGUAAGUGAAGUACCACACAUAUAGACCUAUGCUUAGCGUUUGGGGCCGAAGCAGUGAGGGCUCUUUAACGUGCCAACGUCUGUCGCAUCACGGGACCUCCGUUUCUAAGGUCUCGUGAAACAAACUCAGUGAAAAUGGGAGUACCGAUGUGUAAGCCACCACAACCACAUCAAACCAGCAGUCCAAUUCCCGAGGAGAACCAUGAAUCUGAAAACUGUCAGGACCCAGAAACACCUGGUCAUCAAUUAGAACAUAAUGGGUCUUCUAAAAGAUACUGCUGGAUACAUCCCUCAAAUGUCGAGGACUUGUUCUGUAAGGAAUGUCAGACACCCGUGUGUUCACAAUGUAUAACACAUAGGCAUCACUACAACCACCAUUUUCUAAACCUAAAACAAACGUUCAACGAAGUCUUGGAGAAAUGUCUUGAUGUCGUGUCCAUCCUUGAGAAUACCUGUAUUCCAACGUCCCAAAGAAAAAGUCUGGAGAUUAAAGAUAACGAAGACAUCAUGAAGAAAAAACUCAAGAAUGCGCGUUCUUCCAUGACAUCGUCUGCUAUAGCCAUUAAGCGGAUGGUAGACAACAUGCUGACGGAGGAGACGAAGAAAAUGGAUGAACUGGAGGCUUUGAUCACAGACGGAUUUCAAGACCAACAUAAAAUAAUGGAAGCGUAUCAAGCAGACCUUGAAAAAGCCCGCGAUGAAUACAAGUCUCAUAUGGAAUCAAAAGAACCAAGGAGUCUGAUUUCGUUUCACAAUAAGGGUAAGUUGACCCAGUUAGAGAACAUGCCGAAAUUGCCAAUUAUUCAAACCUUUGAAUUUACUCCAGGACUACUUGAAUCGAAUAAAAUCCAAAGCCUGUUUGGCGAACUAAAGGUUGUAGCGGGCGAUGAGUUGGAUGACAUAGAAGCUGAACUUCUUUCAAUAUUGCCAGAGGAUCCAGAAAUUAAUACUGAAGAAAAUGGGAGUCCAACAUUGACCAAAAUAAACGAGAUUCGUUUGGAUAAACUGGGUUUGAGUUGCUGCUAUCACAUCUCUCUCCUUUCUUCGAACCAUUUAUGGAUCAGCGAUGAUAUGGGGAACAUCGUCAAGUGUGAUCGACUGGGAAACGCACUUUUGAAGUUAACCACUCUCAAAGCCGUCGAUGGUUACCACAGCAUCUCCAGAAAGGGGGAACUACUCUAUGCUGAAAAGGACACAAACAGCAUCGUGAAAGUUACCCCUCAAAAUGGUAUCAAGUUCAUCAAUACAGAAAAAUGGAAACCGCUAAGCAUCCUCUGCUCAAAGAUGAAUGAUGACAUUAUAGUAGGAUUGCAAAAAGACAGGGAGGCGAAGUUGACGAAAUACGAUAAAUUUGGAGUGCAGUUAAGAGAUAUCGAGAAAAGCAAACAAGGAAGCAUGUUUCAAUGGCCACAUUAUCUCGCAGAAAACAAGAAUGGAGAUAUUUGCGUUUCGGAUUUUGGCAAGGAGGCUCUCGUUGUUGUUAGAACAACUGGUAACAUCCGCUGCAUAUACGAAGGAAUGCCACAUCAAACCGCCUUUCUACCGUACGGUGUUUGCACUGACAAUGCCGGGCACAUAUUCGUCACCAAUGGCGAUUCCUUUAACACAGAGAAUUCCAGUAUCCACAUUCUGGAUCAGAAUGGUCACUUGUUGUCUCUCCUUGCCUGUGCUCCCGAGAUGAAGUGUCCAGCUGGUAUCUGUGUGGACCAAAAUGGCAAAUUAUACUGUGGCAGUCAUUCCUCUUUGCCUAAAUCUAUCUGCAUGUAUCAGUACAAAGGAUGAACUUCAAGUCAAUUGAAAAGAAGACUUAGCUACGGCAGAAUCAUUAUGCCACACUUGAAAUCAAUCAAUCAGCGGUUUAAUUAACUUUGCAAGACCCGCAUUCACUCCCGAUGAUUGUUUUUCGUUAUUCCUUAUAUAUGAAUGUUAAAAUAUGGGUUUACUGUG